Molecule: messenger RNA, 3048 nt
Organism: Mesorhabditis belari
Lineage: Eukaryota; Metazoa; Nematoda; Chromadorea; Rhabditida; Rhabditidae
Source: the annotation of a GenBank genome assembly
AUGGUGCUCCGAAUAUCACUAUUGAUCUUUCUAAACUUGGGCAAAAUUCUUGCAGAUGCUGACGGAUCGCCGAUCUCGGUGAAGACGCCUAGAGGCACAUUGAAUGGUUUUCGCGCGGAUUACGGUAACGAUCAGAGUCAACUCUACUAUGGACAAGGCGAUGUUUUCCUUGGGAUCCCCUUUGUUGAGCCGCCACUCGGUGACAAGAGGUUUCAGAAGCCGACUCCGAUGUGUGCGUAUCCCCAGGACCCGUGGAAUGCCACAUAUUACAGAGACGUUUGCCCGCAGCUAGCCGGCGGCUCGUGUGCUCUAUCGGAACAAAGCGAGGAUUGUCUCUAUUUAAAUGUCUUCUCACCAAAUGUGAAAUCCGUCUUCAAGUACCCGGUGAUGGUGUGGAUUCACGGGGGUGGCUUCAAAAACGGAUGUGCACAACAAUUUGGCUAUAAGGGUGCAAUCCGAAACCUCGUCUCUCGGGGUGUCGUCGUUGUCACCGUUCAGUACAGAAUCGGAGCCAUUGGCUUUUUCACAACAUUCACUGAUGAUUUUCCGCCAAAUCGUGGACUGCUUGAUCAGCUCGAAGCUAUCCGCUGGGUCAGCGACAACAUUCAAUACUUUGGCGGAAAUCCCUACAAAGUCACCCUUUUCGGAGAGUCGGCUGGCGGAGUGUCCGUUUCUGCGCACACUUACUCACCACUUACACAAGGCCUCUUCCAACAGGCAAUCAUGGAAUCAGGCGUUGUUCUCACCUCAUUCGAAGGCGCUCUCGGCUUCUCGAACUUGAGCCAGCUUCGAGCUGACAAACUCUGCAACUUCACUGAUGACCGCUGGCAGGCAAACGAUUGGACUGGAUUGAAGGAGUGCAUGCUUGGGAAGAAACCUGAAGAUUUCACUGUUCUCGAAGGGACAAACCUUUUGGGUUGGCACAUUUGUCAAGAUGAUUAUUUCUUCCCGGGAAUUCCGAAAGAUCUUGCCUGGAGUCGCCCCAACAUUCCAACAAUUAUCGGCUCGAUGAGAGAUGAGUUCGCUUUCUAUCUUCUCGAAAUAGCAAAAUUGAUUCCAUUGAAGUUUUUUGAUCGCGAAUUCUUUGAGAAUUUAUUCGGUGAUCAAGCGGCUUUCUUGGGCGAUCGACAAAACGAUGUGAUGGGUGUACUGGAAAAGAUCUACGCCCCACCAGGACUCACUGAGACGGACAACGCGGCGUGGUUCAAGAUGUCCAGUGAUAUUUUCACUGCCGCCGGUUUUACCGGUUUUAUCGUUCGCGAGUUGGAUAAUUGGCUUGUCAAUGGGAAUAAAGAGGUCUACCUAUUUGAGCAAACCUACGCGUCAAAAAUUGGCCGCGAUUGGAAUGACACAACCGUUGAUCAACUCACUUACAAACCUGUUCCUCACACGGCCGAAUUGGGUUUCAUCUGGGUGCAAGAAACCCUCUGGAAACCGGCUAUUGCUGCAAAUAUGGUCACUGCCUUUGAUUACAAACUCGCCGAUUGGUAUGGAGAGAAGUGGACGAAUUUCGCGAGAUUUGCAAAGCCCACAUUGACGGAUGAGUGGAAACCGGUGCAACAAAGGGGAGUGAAUAACUAUUACAUUUUGGAUGACCCAACGAUGGGCGGACUGAAAAUGGCGGACAGUGUCUAUCGAUAUACGGAUGAUAUCGCGUGGACAAGGGUUGUCCCAGCACUCGCCGGUGACUAUCCACCUGAUAAACCCGACUACAACAAUGGCACAAAUCCAUUGCCGAGUCGAGGCCCGAUGAUGAGAAUAGAAAGAUUUGUUGUGUGUCCAAAUGACAAUGUAAGAAGUGUGAGUGGGCAAUGUGAGAAUCCGAUGGAAGAGACGACAACGACGACAACGACGACAACGACGACAACGACAACAACGACAACGACAACAACGACCACAACGACAACGACAACGACAACAACCACAACAACCACAACAACGGCUAGAGCGACGACGAAAGCCAGCGAAACGAAAAGUAGAAAAAUCGUGAAGAAAGGAAGAAGAGAGCUGGUGAGCAAGACCUUGGAUGAGGACUAUCCCGGGUUGGAUUAUCUCGGAUUUCACAACGUUCUCGUGAAAAUCGAUAUCCAAUCCAUUGAGAAUUUGAACGAAACAAUUAAUAAUUAUCAAGCGAUUCGCGGGACUUUCAGUGUCAACAAGUUUUUCGAUUUUUUUUUCGAUCAUUUUGGGCUUCAAUGUGAGGAGUUGUUUCACUCGUGUUUCCUCAGAUCUCAUCCGAUCAAUUGUUGUCAACUUUUCACGCCAACUUACGCGAUUCGGCGUGGACGAUGUUUUCGACUAAAAGAACCACUGCAACAGACAACUUUCGAUGAGCAAGGAAAAGUGACAAUCCGCCUCAAUCAGUACACGGAUUUUCUCAAUUCAACGCAACGAGAAUUAAUCGCCUACAUUGGUGAUGAGAAACCGGAAAUCGCACCGUUUCCCCGCUUUUAUUUGUAUCAAAACACAUUCAUGAGGCUACAGAUCAAAGCCACUCACAUGAAUCUCGUUGAAGAAAAAUCGGUUUGCACCGAGAAAUACAGCUCUAUGGGGAAAUCGACAUGUUAUCUCAAUUCAUGGCUGAAGAAUUACCUUGAAGAUAUUCACAAUUGCACAUAUCCGUAUAUGGAUCGUUUAAGAGAGACCGGCUUGGAGAGCUGCGAUCCUUCGAUUGUUGCCAAUAACUACAAUGAGACUGUGCAGAAUAUUCACUAUCAUAAGCACAAGUGCAUUCUCGCGUGUAAUCGUUGGGAGUACAGCGCCUCAAUGGAACGAGUGAUCAUGCCAAACCCGAUUGCUUCAUUCCGAGUGGAUAUCUUCUACAACGAUCUCCAAUACGAGGAGUUUACCGGCUUCUACACAAUCACCUUUUUCGGUCUUCUUGCACAAAUUGGAGGCCAGCUCUCUCUCUUUCUCGGCUCAUCGAUUUUAUCUCUAGUCCAGCUAGGAGUUUUAUUCUUUGUUGUCGGGAAUCGAGUCUUCAAGCACAACACUGUAUCCGUUAAUGAUGCCACUUUUGAGAUGAGUGCACAAAAUCAGGCUGUUUCU